Molecule: messenger RNA, 1882 nt
Organism: Homalodisca vitripennis (glassy-winged sharpshooter)
Lineage: Eukaryota; Metazoa; Arthropoda; Insecta; Hemiptera; Cicadellidae
Product: aspartic proteinase A3-like
Exons: 9
Coding region: 60-1226 (388 amino acids)
Biological process (GO): proteolysis
Molecular function (GO): aspartic-type endopeptidase activity
Source: RefSeq, a predicted model, not a curated record
UUUCAGUAUAGUUGUACUGUAACCGGAGGCAUUCUCUCUGUCCAACACGAAGGCCUAAGAUGUAUCUUGCAAGAACUCUGGUAGCAGCUCAACUUGUUGGCCUACUAUGUGCUGCCAGUUUUAGGAAUCUGGACCAAGACGAUAUUUUAAAAAUUAACCGUGAAAAACACCCAGUCAGAUUAAACCAUUUGAAAACUCACGCCAGUGCCCUUAAGAAAAACAGAGGAGAUGUAAAACUGAAAGAUAUCCAAGAUAUGUUUUAUGUUGGGCCGAUGGCCGUUGGCACUCCACCACAGAGACUAACGGUACUUUAUGACACUGGUUCUUCUGACCUCUGGGUGCCCUCCAGUCAGAUGUGCAAGACCGACGAGAAGUAUUGUCACCACCACAAAACGUACAAUGACAUGAAGAGCAAGACGUACAAAAAGGAUGGCAAGCCUUUUCAUAUUCUGCAUGGCCCUGGUUCUGUCUCCGGCUUUGUGUCAGACGACGACAUUAGGGUUGGAAGACUCAAGGUGACUCAGCAAGUCUUUGGAGAGGCCACUAGCAUCGAUAACUACACUUCAUCCCUGAAGUUCGAUGGUAUCCUCGGAAUGGCUUACCCUGCUCUCUCUAGCAUCGGAACUGAUCCUCCAUUCGUCAACAUGAUCAAGCAAAAUGUAGUCAGCAAUCCAGUCUUUGCUUUCUACCUUAACAAGGAGAUACAGGACCAGUUAGAACUCAGCAAGAAAACAGGUGCAGAGUUGGUUCUGGGAGGUGUAGAUUCUAAGCACUACCAGGGUCAGUUUACCUUUGCUCCCGUCAAUUCUCAGGUGUACUGGCAAUUUCAACUCGAUGGCGUUGUUCUGCAGCAGCAACAAAUCAGCCAGUCGUACCCUGCCAUCGUAGACUCAGGAACCAGCCUCAUCUGGGGGCCUUCUUCUGUCAUAGACCUCAUCAAUGAAGCUCUCGAUGGGCAUGAAGAACACGGUAUAUAUAUUGUUGACUGUUCAAAAAUCAAAUCAUUUCCUGAUAUAUAUUUCUCAAUCAGCAACACAAAAUUUGUUCUUCAUCCAAAGGACUAUGUUGUGAAGAUUAGAAAUGAAGAAGACAGUAUCAUCUGCAUCAGUGGUUUCAUUGGAAAGAAUGGGCUGCCUUUCUUCGUCCUUGGAGAUGUGUUUAUGCGCAAAUACUACACUCAGUUCGAUAUGGGUCAAAACAGAGUUGGAUUUGCCAUUGCUAAGUAAACAAUAGUUUGUUUAAAUAAACUAUCAUAGGCAUUUAUGUACAAGAUUUUAAUGUUUUGUUUUCAUGAUAUUCAAACCCAAAUAUUAAGUGCUGGCUGUUGUGAAACAACUAAAUUUUACCCCACAAGACCAAUGUUAAACCUCAAAUACUUCUAAUUAUUAGUAGUAGAGUCCAUGAGACAUGUCCAUUUUAAAGGUGUCAUUAAUGUCCAAACACUUUUUAGAUUUAUUUUAAAUUAUAUUUUUUUAAAUAUUUAAAUGAUAAAGUACAUACAAAGUUUUAGAUAUUUUUCUGGAUGCACAUUCAUAGCUUUAAAAUUAGUAACAUUUCUUCACCCGAUGACCAUAAAUAAGGAAUAGAUGUGUUUUGGAUUUUAAAUUAUUCUUAUGGAGUUAAAAUCAAAAAGGCCUCUAGUAUUGUCAACUCUUGUAAUAAUACAAGUAACAAAAUACUAUACUCAACCUUGAAAUAUUUAUAUGAUUUUAUUUCUUAUAUGAAAUAGUUUUUAUUUUCCAGCAGAUAGUGGUGGACUUUCAUUAUCACACUGUAUACUAUACCAUGUAAUUGUUAAUAUAUCUUUUAAUGUUCUUUUUCUUCUAUAUAUGACUACAAAUAAUUUUGUUCAAAAUAAUAAAAAUAAUACUGCUGUAUUGUA